AUGCACUCAAAACUCAUCUGGAUCCUCCCUGUUGACCAUGAGAGCGUCUUGCUCUUCAACUGCUUCAACUGCUACCGAGUGUCCCCGAAGCAUUUUGUGAUCAUGACCUUGCCUUGCUCAACCCCGCAACACACCUCCCUCGGCCUCCAGCUCCCGCGCGCCGCCUUGCGCGACUGGCGUGCGCCCGGCUCCGCGGAGGCGCUGCGGUUCCGCCAGGGCAGACGCGACGAGCACCGCGAGGGCCACUGGGCGCAGCUGCUCCGGCGCAGGGAGCCGGGCUCAGCCCCGGCCUUACGAGCACCGCAGCCCUCACCCACCCCAAGCGGGCCUGGGGGGCUCCGAGGGGCGUACGGAGCACAGAGUGCGCGUCGGGCUGGGCCCCGCAACCCCCGCACAGGAGCGCGGGUUCGGCGCGGCAGAGCGCCGGGCAUGGAGUCAACCCAGGAGCCGGCCCGGGAGCCCCCGGCGCGGACCCGGCCGCCGCCGCCCCCAGCCGCGCGCCCUGCACCUGCUGCCGCCGCGCGCCCCGCACCUGUCCCCGCCGCGCGUCCGGCUGCUGCCCCCGGCGCGCCCAGGCCGCGCUCGCCCGCGGAGGCAGAGGGCCGCGGUCCCGAGGGGGUGCUGCGGCGAUCGGGGUCGGGCUACGAGGGCAGCACCAGCUGGAAGGCGGCCUUGGAGGACACCACCACGCGGCUCCUGCUAGGGGCCAUUGCUGUCCUUCUGUUCGCCAUCCUCGUGGUGAUGAGCAUCUUGGCUUCCAAGGGCUGUAUCAAGUGUGAAGCACCCUGCCCAGAGGACUGGCUGCUCUACGGAAGGAAAUGCUACUUCUUCUCUGAGGAGCCAAGGGAUUGGAACACAGGCAGGCAGUACUGCCACACGCAUGAGGCCGCCCUGGCUGUGAUUCAGAGCCAGAAGGAGCUGGAGUUUAUGUUCAAGUUCACGCGGAGGGAGCCCUGGAUUGGACUGCGCAGAGUUGGGGAUGAAUUCCACUGGGUCAACGGGGACCCAUUUGACCCAGACACAUUCACCAUCUCGGGCCCUGGGGAGUGUGUCUUCGUGGAACCCACCCGGCUGGUGUCGACGGAGUGUCUGAUGACCCGGCCCUGGGUGUGCAGCAAGAUGGCCUACACAUGA
Molecule: messenger RNA, 1134 nt
Organism: Ochotona curzoniae (black-lipped pika)
Lineage: Eukaryota; Metazoa; Chordata; Mammalia; Lagomorpha; Ochotonidae
Gene: CLEC2L
Product: C-type lectin domain family 2 member L
Exons: 6
Coding region: 1-1134 (377 amino acids)
Source: RefSeq, a predicted model, not a curated record